Anopheles marshallii is the source of this 648-nucleotide messenger RNA. It is a transcript of the gene mip40, whose product is annotated as protein lin-37 homolog. NCBI's taxonomy places the organism in Eukaryota, Metazoa, Arthropoda, Insecta, Diptera, Culicidae. The record is from RefSeq and is a predicted model, not a curated record. Gene Ontology annotation, cellular component: transcription repressor complex; Myb complex. The coding region runs from base 1 to 648 and encodes 215 amino acids. The transcript has 2 exons. Gene Ontology annotation, biological process: negative regulation of transcription by RNA polymerase II.
AUGCUAGCUAAAAGAAGAAGUCUCAUCAAUUCUGACGAGAAACGCAAAGCGCUGCAAAAUGUCGUUCUUGCACGGGGUCGACUAAAAGGUGCAUUAAAAACAGUCAGCAAAUCUUCGGAUGAUAGCACUGGCGACGACGAUAGCGAUGAAGAAUCGCAGAUGAAACGGAAACGCUUGGAGCCACCCACCGUUUAUCAACCUUACAUCAUUAACCUGUUUAAUCGUGGUAUUGAUGUGGCCCGUUUCCGCGAAAACUCACCACUGUAUCCGAUGUGUCGCGCCUGGGUUAAAAACAAUCCGCGGCAGAAGAUAGAGGAAACGAUCAGCGCAUCAGCUACAAAACCGCGUGUUGCCAUAAAGCGUGAGCACAAUCCAGAUAUCGUAAGCCAGCUGGCUAAUGGAGAGCUGCAUGAGAUCAAGGAAAUGCCUCGCCCAGCAACCACGAGCAUGGAACCGUUCCUUGUAAUAAAGCCGCAGCCAGCUGAUGACUUCGAUAUUGAUAAAUCGUCCCAAAGCAAGGAUGAGAUACUAUCGGAGCAUUUGGUCAACUGGAAGAAAUUGCGCGAAUCCAACAUAACGCACCGCAAGCAGUACGAACAAGCACGGUUCGGUACAAGCUUUAAAUUGUUAGAAGCACUGAAGAAGUGA